Molecule: messenger RNA, 1050 nt
Organism: Chrysoperla carnea
Lineage: Eukaryota; Metazoa; Arthropoda; Insecta; Neuroptera; Chrysopidae
Product: caspase-1-like
Exons: 5
Coding region: 179-1030 (283 amino acids)
Biological process (GO): proteolysis
Molecular function (GO): cysteine-type endopeptidase activity
Source: RefSeq, a predicted model, not a curated record
AUUUGUAACUUAUUUUUAUUUUUAUUUGUAUUUAAACUCGAAACCAAAAAACAUUUAGUGAGUGAGUGAUAAGAUAACUUUAAGAACGAUUCUUUUGUUAUAUUCAAACAAAUUGUGUGUUAUAUUAAAACAUUGUUACACAAUAUUGAUUAAUUAAUAUUCUCAACAUAAUCACAAAAUGAGUGCGUCAGAUUCUAAAGCGAUAUCCAUUGGCUUGGAACCGUCAGGAGUCCUUAAAGCUGAAGCAACAAAUUUUCCCAAUGAUAUUUUUUAUAACAUGAAUUUCGAGAAACGUGGUAUAGCUUUAAUAUUCAAUCAUGAAACAUUUGGAGUACCUGCGGAUGAAAGACCUGCAUCAAGAUAUGAUCGUGAUGCAUUGGCCUGCAGAUUAGCUGAAUUAGGAUUCGACGUAGACGUGAAUGAUGAUUACCGCGUCAAGGAUAUCCAAGAUAAGCUUGGUGAAGUUGCGUUUGAUGUAGAUCAUUCAAAUCAUGACUGUUUAGUAGUAGCUAUAUUUACUCAUGGAACUGGUCCUGGAACUUUACUUGCCUACGACGGUGAAUAUAGAUUUGAAGAUGUGUGGACAAAUUUUACUCCUGAUAUAUGUCCAUCAUUAGCGGGUAAACCCAAAAUUUUCAUUACUCAAGCUUGUCGAGGUGAAAAAGUCCAAAAUGCGGUUGAAAUGGUACAAUAUGAGCACGAUGGGAACUCUGUUUUGUAUACCAUUCCCACUCAUGCUGAUUUCUUAUUCGCCCAUUCGACAAUUCCUGAUUAUCUUUCUUUUAAAAGAGGAAAUGGAUCAUGGUACAUUCAAUCAUUGUGUAAGGAGCUACUAUUAAAUGGGAAGACUUAUGACUUUGUUAAGUUAUUGACAUUUGUUUCAAGACGUGUUGCAAUAGAAUUUGAAAGUUCGUGCAAUACACCGGAAUUAGAUGGAAAGAGGCAAAUACCCUGCUUUACAUCAAUGCUAACUCGUCUCAUUAAAUUUUCAGAUAAAAAACGCUUGAAGUAUGUCUAUUCUUGUAAAUGAAUUUAUAAAGUAAUAAAAAA